Molecule: messenger RNA, 2304 nt
Organism: Trachymyrmex cornetzi
Lineage: Eukaryota; Metazoa; Arthropoda; Insecta; Hymenoptera; Formicidae
Exons: 1
Coding region: 1-2304 (767 amino acids)
Biological process (GO): proteolysis
Molecular function (GO): aspartic-type endopeptidase activity
Source: RefSeq, a predicted model, not a curated record
AUGACUAAGGAGUCUGCCGCUGAAUUGGAACAACUUUACACCAAUAUAACGCAAAUUUACCGCACACUUGAAACUUUGGGAAGACCCGUCCAAACGUGGGAUGAUAUCUUUGUUUUCAUCGCUGUGCAACGUCUUGAUGCUGAGUCAGUUAAAACAUGGGAACAUCUUUUAGGCUCGUCAAAGGAGCCCCCGACGUGGAGUCAAUUUAUCGAAUUCUUACUCUCCCGCUUACUUUCGCUACAAGCCUUUGAGAAAUCUCGUGCAGGAAAAUCGUCAAAUAUAACACCUUCCACUUCUGGUAAAUCUCACUUUCAAAGCCAAGCAAGGGAAGCUCAAGCGGCCAAAGGUACUUCCUGCAUUUUGUGUUCGGCAUCUCAUUAUAUAGCAAGCUGCCCUCAAUAUCACUCGAAAUCAUUACAACAGAGGCAGACUUUGGUUCAAAAGAAUAAACUCUGUUAUAAUUGUCUCGGACAUCAUAAAGUAUCUGCUUGCCGGACAACCAAACGCUGUCUAAAAUGUGGACAAAGGCACCAUACCACGCUUCAUCAGAAACCUCACUCUAAUGCAAAACCAUUCUCAGAACCAUCAACAUCGGAAAAUUCCUCGGAAGCCAAGAAACCAGACAGUCACGCUCUUCAUUCCUCCGUGAACCAGUGUUCCGUCAACUCUAACAUUUUACUAGCAACCGCUCAAGUAUUGGUUGUUACGAAUGAAGGAGACAACGUUCAAGCAAGAAUAUUGAUUGAUCAGGGCUCUGAGCUUACACUGAUUUCAGAACACCUGGUGCAAUUGCUUCAUCUACCCAGAAGGAAUUCUUUCAUAUCUUUGAUCGGAGUCGGAGGAAAAAGAUCAAAUCGAACUAAAGGUUUCACGUCUUUCAAAGUUAAAUCGCGCUUUGACUCUACUACUGAAAUUACCAUGUCCGCGCACAUUUUAGCAAGACUGACUUCCUCACUUCCUUCAGCUCAAGUUCCAGUUCAGAAUUGGCCGCAUUUAAAGGGAUUGACCUUAGCUGAUCAUUGUUUUAUGAAUCCAGGUCCCGUUGAUAUAAUCAUCGGAGCCGAUUUCUACUCUCAAAUUAUAGAAGAUGGACUCAUCAAAGGAGACGCUACCUCACCUAUCGCUCAACGCACCAAGUUCGGAUGGAUUCUUUCUAGCCCCACAAACCUUAACAGCGAUACAGCUUUGUCGCAGAGCUAUCACAUCUCUGUCGAUAAAGAUCUGUAUGAUCUUCUACAACAAUUUUGGAAAGUUGAAGAAAUAAUCCCUUCUAAUACAUCACAACUGUCAGUUGAUGAGCAACAAUGCGAGCAUCAUUACCAAGAAACUCACUCUCGAGAUGAAGAAGGACGAUAUAUGGUUAGACUUCCUUUCAAACGUUCUCCGAACGAACUAGGAAAUUCUCGUUUAAGAGCACUUCGCAUAAUGUAUAGUCUAUCCAAGAAAUUCGCUGAUGAUCCUUCUUAUGCAAAAGCUUAUUCCGAUUUUAUGAGUGAAUAUCAUAAACUUGAUCACAUGAGGCUAGUACCUGAUCAUCAAUCGGAACCGGAGUUAGCUUACUAUCUUCCUCAUCAUGGGGUUCUUCGAGAAACCAGUAUGACCACAAGAUUGAGAGUUGUUUUUAAUGGAUCAAAUAAAACUACAUCCGAUAUUUCCCUUAAUGAUAUUCUAUAUACCGGAGCAAAGCUUCAGACUGAUGUCUUUAACGUUCUAAUUUGGUUCAGAAAAUUUUUAUACGUUUUCUCCACUGAUAUGGAAAAAAUGUAUCGACAAAUUAAACUUCACAAAGAUGACUGGACAUUUCAAUGGAUUUUAUGGCUCAAUCGGGACGGGGAUGUCGAAACCUAUCAAUUGACAACCGUAACUUACGGGCUCGCCUGUGCCCCCUUUCUGGCCUUACGGACUCUCGCACAGCUAAUAGAAGAUGAAGGAGAUACCUUUCCUCUCGCUGUUCCAUCUCUCAAGCAAGGAAGAUACGUCGAUGACAUUUUCGGAGGUGCGGACACGAUCCCUCAAGUCAAAGAAAUCGUACGUCAAGUAAAUUCCUUGUGCAUGGCGGGAGGCUUCUCUCUCCAAAAAUGGAUAAGUAAUGAGCCAGCGAUUCUCGAAAGCAUCCCCUCUGCAAGUCAAGCAAAUUCUCCCUUCAUCCAAUUCAAUCAAUCCACCACCGUUCAAGUGUUGGGCCUUCAAUGGAAUCCGAAAACCGACUCUUUCCAUUACUCAGUUGUUACAUCUAUUCCAACUAGCAUUUCAAAACGAGAUCCAGCCCCGAUCGUGCGCCAACCACGGCGUCUGACGGGCUAA